AUGCGGAAUAAAGCCAAUGUGAAGAGAUUGCAAGAACAAAAGUGUAGUCACGGUGCAUUAACAGAUCUGAAAAUAGAUGACGUAUUUGCUUAUUUGUCAAUUAAUGAAAACACAAAUGAUGAACAUGCUGAUGAUUUUGAUAAUACAGAUUUGGAUAUUGAUUUUGAUUUUGAUAACGAGUAUUUUGCCGAUGCUGACAACAAGGACGUAACCGAUGAUGAUGAAAAUGAAAACGAAGAAGAUUCUGAGGAAGACGAAGAUAUUGAAAGUGACUUAAGUGAAAAACAGGUAAAAUUCGGUAAGGAAUUUUUUAAUAUGGAAAGUUCAUCAAUACCAAUUCGUGAUUAUGAUGACCUAGUAAAGUGCAAUAAUGAAUCAAAUAAUCCGAAUAAAUGUACUGAUUCAUAUUGCUCAUAUAGUACAAACACAUUAGUAGCACCUCACACGUUUAUGAUAAUGAAUAUUCAACAACAAAUUCAACAAGUUUUAAGAUCAAUUAACCAAAAUGAUCUUCGUCUACCAGAGACAAGGUGCAGAGCUUCUGAAGAAUCAAUGAAUGAUAUUCAGGAUGGGAAUGUGUAUAGAAAUAUUCUAUAUUCAUUGAAGAAUGAGCGUCAACCGAAUUUUAUAUCAUUAACAUGCAAUAUUGAUGGCGUAGCAGUUUAUACAAGUAGUGAACAAAGUAUGUGGACUUUCACAGCUUGUAUAAAUGAACUUAAACGAACGAUUCGUUUUUCUAUGGAAAAUAUUAUUGUACUGGCUAUUAGUGUAGGUCGGAAAAAGCCAUCACGAGUUAUCAUGCAAAAAAUGCUUUCUCCGAUAGUCUUACGCCUUAAAGAAUUACAAAAACCGAAAUUAUAUCAAGUCUCCGUCAACUCAUAUGAAAUGUUACGUGUUUAUCUUAUUGGAAUAAGUAAUUACAAACCUGCCAAUAGUCUUGUACAAAAUCAACCGGAGCCAAAUGCACUUUAUGGCUGUUCUAAAUGUGAAAUUGCUGGAUAUACAACAGCAGCUAAAAUCCAUGCAACACCAACAACGUCAAAGAAAAUAACAACCACAUAUGUUCGGAUUUUUCCAACGCCAGCAAACGACAGACCGCAAAUGCGAUCAAAUGCACGAUGGCAUGAAAUCAGCCAUGCUCUUCAAAAUGGUCAUCAGUUUAUAUGUUGUGAUAAGAAAAUACAUUCGUAUGGUUAUCUGGGUGAAUGUGAAUUUACUAAUUUAGCCUUUGUUGAUCGUGGUAUAUCGUUUAUGUGCGAUACAUUGCAUACAAUAUAUCAUGGUGCCUUCAAGAGAUUGUUGAAAUUAUGGAUAGAAUCAUCAAAAAAGCAACCAUGGUCAAUAUCGAGUUUUCUUCCAUUGAUAACUAUUGAUCUUGCAAAUAUACGUUAUCCUAGCACAACAACAAGAGCACCACGAAAUUUAAGCAAGUGCUUCAAGUUAAAAGCUAAUGAAUCUCGAGUUUUACUAUUAAUCGGAUAUCCGAUUUUUAAAAAGUAUUUGCCCGAAGUGUAUUAUAAUCAUUUAAAAAUGCUAGCAUUUGGUAUUACUAUUGGAGAGUCGAGAAAUAUCUCGUCAAAAAAUUUAAAUGAUAUGGAAUUAUUAUUAUCUAGCUUUGUUGAUAAUUUUCCUUAUCACGAACGAUAUAUUGUGCAAAAUAUUCAUUCAGUAAAACAUUUUGCAAAAACAGUGAACGACUUUGGUCCUUUGUUCAAUUACAGCACAUUCAAUUAUGAAAGUGUUAUCGGAUACCUAUCAGCAUCCAUUCAUGGUACUAAACGAGUUGGUAGCGAAUUAAUAAUAAAUCUUCAAUUGUUUAAAGAAGCUUACUUCGCAUCUACAGAUCAUUGUUCAUCAUCAUAUCUUUCGACAUUUAUAAAAUAUUUAGAUACAAAAAACAAACAACAUCCUAAGCAACGAAUAUCAACCGAAAAUAUUUCUGAAGAUGACUUGGAUUUAUUAUACAAAUCAUUUCCAAAGGAGUACACAAUAAAAUCAAUGAAAUCGAGUAAGGCCUAUAUAGCCAAAGAAAACAAACUAUGGAUAAAAUCGCAAACUUCCAAUCAUUUAUGCGGAUUUAAAUAAACGACUAGAAUCGCUCUAAAUAAGAACUACGUUGACAAUAGAGACAAACACGGUUCCAGCUAAUAUUUUGUAAUUUUGAGUGUUGUUGUCUCUAUCGUUACUAUUCUUUUUACGUAAACUGGUUUUAGCAGCUAUUCAAAACCUCACAAAUGCUAAAGCUUUCAAGAUCGAUUUAUAACACAUCUGCUCCAGAGAAUUUUUUGCACCGGUACUAUGCUUCAUAAUCGCACAUUACUAACCAAAUAUGAUUAUAGAACAGCAAAUCUAUCAUUUUUAUAUUUUAUUCUUGUAGUUGUAUGUCAGCAUUUAUCAUUAUCAACAGAAAAUAGCUCCAAAUCGAAAACGUUUUCAGAUUCGUACGUAGUUUACCAACAUCAUAACAAAAUGCACUACGGUAUUAUUCAAAAGAUUUUUUACAUCGAACAACGAGAUUGUUACUUACUAAAAUUACGCCCAUU
Rotaria sp. Silwood1 is the source of this 2543-nucleotide messenger RNA. The record is from the annotation of a GenBank genome assembly. Lineage: Eukaryota; Metazoa; Rotifera; Eurotatoria; Philodinida; Philodinidae.